GCACUAAAUUAAGACUCCUCGCAUUAUCAUCACUGACUGGGUGUGGCUAGUGGGGGCCUUGAUUCAGGCCAUGCAUAUGGGAAGACGGUGGGGAAGCUUUGGGAACACCAUUACUCAGCAAUCCUGUUAGAUUACAACACUAGCACCGACUGAAGGCAGAUCGACUUUUGCACACUGCUUCAGUAUGUCAUGAGGGUUGAGCUUUGUACAGGAAGUCAUCCACGCUCAAUGGAAGAACCAGAUCUGGCGCGCCCUCGUCCUCGGCAGCAAGCCACUCCUUUGCAAAGGGCCUCGCGACGGGCGCUUGCUGCCUGUGAAUUGUGUCGUUGGAAAAAGGUCCGCUGCGAUGCUCGUGGUGGACAUCCAUGCUCCAUCUGUGUGUUUGAAAGCGUCCAAUGUGUUCUAUCACCCAAGCGCCCCAGAAAGUCAAGCCACAGGCAUAGCAAUCCGCGUCCACCACCAAGACUUCUUCCAGGAGACAACCUUGCUCUGUCCAGUAUGGCCGAGCAUGACACGAGCCCCGAGCGAAAUGAAGCGGUGACGGCCACUCAGCCUCAACCUUCUCCAGUGCUGGCGGGCUUCAACACAGUCGCAGACAUAACCAUAGAGAGUCCAUUCAAUCUAGAGGAUCCGCAAAAUUGGAGGUCCAAUGGUUUAGAACAAACCGUUCCACCAUCUCAUACUUCGCUCCGUCUGUCGAGGCAUCUUGCCUCACGGAGUAGCUCGGCCUCCUCUGGACCGUGUGUAAGCGAUUUACCUGCAUGGGUCAAACCCCUCCCUUCGAGUAUGGCUGAAGAGGAUGUCGAAUACUUGCAAGUAAAAGGUGCUCUUACCCUCCCAGAUGCCGAGCUACUUGAUGCCUGCUUGCGAUCGUAUUUUCAGAACGUUCAGCCGUUGUUCCCCAUUGUGAACCCUUUUGACAUCUUGUCGAUCGUCAAAGGCACCAAGACAGAUGACAAGCUGAGUCUCCUACUCCUCCAGGCUCUCAUUUUUGUUGGUAGCACGUGGGUCGAUGUCAGGCUGGUUCGCAGAAUUGGGUUCCUCUCCCGGAAGGCUUUUAGGAGAUCUGUUCACCAGAAGCUCCGAUUGCUAUAUGGAGCCGACUACGAGGAUGAUAGGAUAUGCCUGAUUCAAACUUUCGUGUUGUGGACAUUUUGGUUUGAAGGUCCGAAUGAGAACAAAGAUGCCUGGCAUUGGAUCGGGAUCGCCCUGUCGCUGUCCCGCACCAUCAGUCUGCAUCAAGCAGCACCCAACCUCCUUCUCGGUACAUCUAUGCACCGAUUGCGCAGACGGCUGUGGUGGGGCCUGGUCACCCGUGACACCAUAGGGUCCUUCGCAUUGAGCAGGUCACCAAGGAUCAUGGAAGUCGACCACGACGUGCCCAUGCUUGAGGUGGAUGAUUUUGACUUCCACCAUGCAACUGAUGUGCUCCCUGGAGCUGUUCCUUCAACCUUACGACAGCAACGCGCACAUGCCCAGCAAUGUGUGUCUUUUGUCCAAUUGAUGCACAUCUGCGGAAAGAUCUUCAAAGCAGCCUAUCCUGAGCUGGAAUCUGGCAAAACAGCAGUGCUCUACUCACGUCACCAAUUAGAGGGCAGUGACAAAAUGGCAACAAAAAGGAUCUCACUGAAUACGGACCAACUGAGAGCGUACGAGAAAGACCUCGAGCUGUGGCGUCAAGGUGUCUCUGAUGAGUUGUGGCAUACCACGCCUUUUCCGCCAAGUCCUCGAGCGAUGGAAAAGGCCGAAUUGGCUCACCGGGGAUUGCUGGCCAUGACCUACUAUGCGGCUCUGUUGAACUUGCAUCGGCCGCAAAUGUUGCCAGCAGUCACAGUGUCCAGCUCAAUCGAGCCUGCAGAUAGGGGCCCGCCAGAUAAGUCCAGAGCAAUCGUUCGCUUCGCAGCCCGGCAAAUCACCCAAAUCGCCAUGGGCUUUUACGAGGAAAACCUGGUCGAAUCACUUUCGGCAACUUGUAUCACCUGUCUCAUCCCUGCUAGCAUCAACCACAUUUUCGACAUGACAUCGCUGGACAACGCCAUACGUUCCGAGGCAUAUCAACGGCUAGAACAGUGUAAAGCUAUCUUCCAGGCCUUUUCCGAACAGCAGUUUGGCGGUGUAUGGGCGUUACACCUUAUCGACUACAUUAUCAACCGGUUGGAAUUGCGAAAGCAACAGUCAAAAGUGACAGAUCCCUCUAAACAACCAGCGAGCAUUGGCUUAGGUCGAAAUGUCGAUCACGGUGAAGUCGUACCCCCGAACAUGGCACAAGACCGUACUGAAAAUACAUCAAUAAUAGACAUGGUAUCCUCCAUCUACUCAUCUGGGCAAGGUAGUAGAGACGAUUCCCUGAGCUCCAACGGACUUGUCGGGCCCAACGAAAACGACGGGCUGACAUCAGAUACCACAACGAUAGCGCUUGAACCAGCCACCCGUUAUCCUAACGGCAUAUUCGACAACGACUUGCCGCCACUGGCCUUGGACCAGCCUCUUCCGGACGACUUAGCCGCUUUUCUUGGGCCUGAUCUCUCCUGGCUCGACUUUGCUUCCGCCUCAGACAACGUCGACGGGAUGAACUGGACUGAUAACGAUCCUGUGUAAACAAACAAGCAAGUGACUAGAGCAAUGUCCAAUCUUGGCACAAACAGCGACAGAACAUCGAAAGGAACGUCGGUUGGUGGCUUUGACAAUCCUGUACCUACAGCACCUGCUUGAUUGUGGUUGUCUCCACCAGAAUUAGCUGAGCAGUUGAGCCUGUCACUUUCUGACUUACAUAGAAUGACCGCAUCGAAAAGAGGUAAAAUUGAGUUACAAUUACCGACAGGAGAAUAACAUCGAUCGGAAGACUUGGGGUAGUCAGAUAACCCGAAUUUUCUUCAGAGAGCUUUGCG
Molecule: messenger RNA, 2888 nt
Organism: Exophiala viscosa
Lineage: Eukaryota; Fungi; Ascomycota; Eurotiomycetes; Chaetothyriales; Herpotrichiellaceae
Product: fungal-specific transcription factor domain-containing protein
Exons: 3
Coding region: 190-2598 (802 amino acids)
Biological process (GO): regulation of DNA-templated transcription; DNA-templated transcription
Molecular function (GO): DNA binding; DNA-binding transcription factor activity, RNA polymerase II-specific; zinc ion binding
Source: RefSeq, a predicted model, not a curated record